AUGACGCAAAAGUACAGCCAGCGGUCUUUAAUUGUUCUGUCUUUACUGGGGAUUUUAUCGGCCAUCAUGUCGGUUUUAUCGGUGAUUUUGAUUUUCCAGCUGCAGUCACAGCAGACGGCGGUGAAGGAAUCACCCCCGUCCACCUCCUCGGUCAUACCCGCUCAUGUCUGGGCCGUCCUGCUGCCAGUGGCCACAGUGCUCUCCGCUCUGUCCCUCACUCUCAACUUGAGCUCUGUGGUUGUGUGUCUCCUCCACAGCUAUUUUUCAACCGAGGUCUGCAGAGGAGAACAGGAUACAGAAAGAGCAGACUGGUUCCUUCUGGACAGCAGAGCUGUACGACAUGUGGCUAUUGGACUCUUCUGUCUGGGGGUUUCUGUCUAUUUAAUAGCCAUGUCCAUUUUUAUGCUCCUAAUAUUCGAGAUGGAGACUGGAAUUGCAAGUGCUUGUGUACUUUCCUCUGGGAUCCUGAUCCUGCUGGUGGCUGUAAUACACGCUCUGGUUAAAGCUUCCUAUACUGGAAAGCACUAUCACAGCGACCAUCUUGACACCCUGUAUCGUAACGACCACGGAAGUAGCAGCGCACCAGUUUCUCGGCCCUGCGAGUUAAAAAUUGGAGUGGACAAACCGCGGAUCCUUCGCAGCCAGUCUCACCUCCAGCAUCAUAUUGCCUUCACUCAAUGUGGCGACCCGAGACAGCGAGAACAAUAUCAGCAGCAGCAGUACUCCCCUACAGGAGGUUCACAGGGCCACUCUAGUGAUAAAGAUGCUUACAGCAGUGGUGGCAGCUAUCCCCGAAUGCACAGGACACUGUCUACUGAAUCUGGUUUGCUACAGGCCCAGGUUAAACCCUGGAAUGGGGUCAACAAUGAGAUGAGGAGCGUCCUUGCACGAAAGUCAGGGAUUUGUGCAAAAGACUCUACUCUCGUGUGACAUAAAAUAAGAUUAGCAGUUUGCAUCAGUGGCUAGAAAAGACUAAUGACCUACAAAUACUAUAUGGUGACAACAACAAGUGCAGUGCAGAUGUAAUACUGUCAACAUUCGACAAGUUUAUCCAGAAUGACUGCAGACAAAAGAAGAAAGAAGAAGGAAGAAAAAAAAAAAAGUAUCUUUAGCAACUUUUUUCUCCUUUUCUCCAACACAGGUUACAAAAGUAUUAUUAACCUGGUGGGGGGAAAAAUGUAGUGCUUCACGUUAAUGAAUUUGAUCUAAAUUUCCAAAUUAUGCACACCAAUGCCAUCCAUAUAUCAAGCUGAUGAAUUUAUCGCUCAUAUUAUAAUCAUGUAAAUAUUUUAUUCUGCUGUAUAUAUCUGCUUUUUGCCAAAUAUGUGCACAAUGUGCAGAAGUGUUUUAUGUGCUUUGUAAAAUUAUUUCACAUAAAUAUUAAAUAAAUUGAUUCUAGAAGUAUAUAUAA
Messenger RNA from Haplochromis burtoni (Burton's mouthbrooder), 1411 nucleotides. RefSeq names its product transmembrane protein 221 (gene tmem221). Bases 1 to 930 code for a protein of 309 amino acids. Lineage: Eukaryota; Metazoa; Chordata; Actinopteri; Cichliformes; Cichlidae. The transcript is spliced from 3 exons. The record is from RefSeq and is a predicted model, not a curated record.